AUGGCGGUCAUUUCUGAACCAUCCUUACCUUCUAUGCAGACGACAGUUCCCGGUCCGUUAACCAAUGCUACUAAGUCGGAACUGGAUGUCAUUUUCGAUGCCCGAACCACGCAGAUGGUUAUUGACUAUGACAAAAGCUCUGGAAACUAUUUAGUCGACAUAGAUGGUAACACCUAUCUCGAUGUGUACGCUCAGAUUGCCUCAAUCCCCGUGGGAUACAACAACCCCACUCUGGUGAAAGCCGCACAAUCACCGGCGAUGAUUUCAGCCCUGGUUAAUCGUCCAGCCAUUGGCAACUUCCCCUCUCAGAAGUGGCUCAAUCUGUUACGCGAUGGCCUUAUGCGCGCAGCUCCACCCGGAUGCACCCAGGUUUUCACAGCACAGUCGGGAUCUGAGGCCAACGAGCUAGCCUUCAAGGCCGCAUUCAUGGCCUAUUGCCGGAAGCAAAGAGGAGAUGCACCCUGGUCCGAGCAUGAGCAGGAUUCUGCCAUGAGGAACCAAGUGCCCGGAUCCCCUGAUCUGGCUAUCCUCAGCUUCAAGAACUCUUUCCACGGCCGUGGAUUCGCUAGUCUGUCUGCUACUCGCUCCAAGCCAGUACACAAGAUUGAUAUUCCGUCCUUCAAGUGGCCCCAGGCCUCUUUUCCUGAACUGAAAUAUCCUCUGGAAGAACACGAAGAGGAGAAUCGUCGCGAAGAGGAGCGUUGUCUGCAGGAGAUUGAGCACAUCAUUGAUUCGUGGCACUGCCCUGUGGCUGGGAUCAUCGUUGAGCCGAUUCAGAGUGAAGGUGGUGAUAACCAUGCCUCGCCGAAGUUUUUCCAGGGUUUGCAGGCUAUUACAAAGGCUCGUGGAACUUACCUGAUUGUUGACGAGGUCCAGACAGGCUUCGGUGGUACGGGCAAAUUCUGGGGCCAUGAGCAUUGGAACCUUUCCGCCCCCGCUGAUAUCGUGACUUUCUCUAAGAAGGCACAGACUGCGGGCUACUUCUUCAGUGACAACUCUCUUCGUCCUGAUAAAGCUUACCGGCAAUUUAACACGUGGAUGGGCGACGCUGCACGUGUUAUCAUGUGUAAUGCAGUAAUUGACGAGAUACUCAGCGAAAAUCUAGUAGAAAAGACAGCUCGCGUGGGUGAACUUCUUCACGAGAGACUUGCUACUCUGGCCACGAGAUAUCCUGAGUUCAUACAGAACCUUCGCGGCAAGGGCAAGGGAACUUAUCUUGCUUUUGACACCCCCGACUCAAGUACCUUGCUAAAGGAAAUGCGUAAUCUCGAGAUUAACAUUGGAAGCUGCGGCGUAUCAACUAUUCGACUGCGUCCGAUGCUUAUCUUCAGGGAGGCGCAUAUCUCUACGUUGAUAGAGGCGUUUGAGAAGGCUUUCACGAAGCUGGGAAGGUUAUAA
This is a messenger RNA of Aspergillus caelatus, 1398 nucleotides long. Its product is annotated as 4-aminobutyrate aminotransferase. The record is from RefSeq and is a predicted model, not a curated record. The transcript is spliced from 4 exons. Gene Ontology annotation, molecular function: pyridoxal phosphate binding. Bases 1 to 1398 code for a protein of 465 amino acids. Gene Ontology annotation, cellular component: mitochondrion. Gene Ontology annotation, biological process: GABA catabolic process. NCBI's taxonomy places the organism in Eukaryota, Fungi, Ascomycota, Eurotiomycetes, Eurotiales, Aspergillaceae.